Messenger RNA from Malaya genurostris, 1686 nucleotides. RefSeq lists its product as uncharacterized. The record is from RefSeq and is a predicted model, not a curated record. The transcript is spliced from 2 exons. Gene Ontology annotation, molecular function: nucleic acid binding; zinc ion binding. The coding region runs from base 222 to 1664 and encodes 480 amino acids. Lineage: Eukaryota; Metazoa; Arthropoda; Insecta; Diptera; Culicidae.
UAAUUUUCUCAGUGUAUGAUUUCCAUGACGCUUCAAUUCAAUCUCCCAAUACUCUCUCUUGCUGAGAGAGCUCAGUCAAUUUCGGUGAGAGCUUCGGCUAUAAAAGUAAACCCUGUAACAUUAUUCUGGCAUUCUAUAAGCGACUUUUGGAAGCAGUAGUUCAGCAGUUAAAAUAAUCAGCAGCACCAGCGGAAUAAUUUGAACACCUGGAAUCAUCGGCGAUGGAUGUCACCAAAAAGCACCACAGCGGGGACCGGACAAAAAUCGAAGGCACCGAUACGAAAAGAGGUGCUACAAAUAUCGGAAUCACUCCUUUGGAACACGACAAUGGCGCAGUAGAGAUCCGCUCCAACCGUAGUCCGUCUCCACCGGCGAUAAUUAUUACUCGAAAUCGAAAAAGUAAGCGUGACCUUCAGAUAGAGUUAAAGAAUGAAAAAUCUCGCAAUGCUAUUCUGAUGAAGGAAAUUGAAAUGCUUCGCGAGGCAAAUAAGCCUUCGGGUAGUGCCAGUGAUUUGGCUUUGGUCGGUAAUAAUGUUAAAGCAAACGGUUCUGAUUUUGACGGGAAUAACGCUUCAUCUAAUACACCCCGUCCGGAGAAUCCUAUUGGACAGGAUGAAUCUAUGUUUAUGACUAGCUUUCAUCAGCUUUCAAUUUCGUCUCUUAAUGUACCGGAGUGCUUGCCGCUAACAGAAAGUGAAGGCAUACAGCGUCACUCAUACGAAAUGUGGCGUGAUAUGCUAGUGGACUCGAUGGAAUUGGCAGGGAUUAAUGAUGAACGAACCAAGUUCAUCGUUUUUAAAGUAAAAGCCGGACAGCGAUUGCUGGAAAUAUUCAAAAACACUAGUUCGGACUCUAGUUCUCCUGAUCCAGAUCAGUAUCCUUUCUCAAACGCUUUGUACAGGCUGAAAAAUUAUUUCGGCUCCGGUUCGGACGUAAUGCUACAAAAACGAAAAUUAGCAGUUAUGGUCCAAAAGCUUGAUGAAUCGGAUUUGUCCUACAUUAGCCGUGUAGGUGCUACAGCGAGAAUGUGCAAUUUCGGAAAUGAUAAAGAAUUCGAACAAAUUGCUAGUACGAUUGCAGAGCAUGCACGUAAUAAGGACGUAAGAAUUUCUGCGUUAAGAAUUCUUAGUCGGAAGGGAACAUUCACGGACCUAGUGGACGAGGUUCGUGAGCUGGAAGCAAUUCGCAUCAAUGAAGAAUUCAUCAUGAACAAACAAGCAGUAAUCGAACCAGUGAAAGUAGCCGUAGUUAGAGCAGAUUAUCCUCGCAACACACAAAUGUAUGGUAGAACAUUUAAGCAACUGAAUCAAAAUAAAUACAACAGUCGACUUAUGUAUACUGGAAACAGAGUACAAGGAAAUAAAUUUAGAGGACGACGUGAGACUGCAAGGUUCUAUAACCAGUCUCAAACGAACAGAUGCUGGAGGUGUAAUAGUGUGUAUCAUCUACCAAGCGAAUGUAAUGCACUAAACAAAGUCUGCAGAAACUGUGGGAAAAUGGGACACAUUUUGAGAGCAUGUAGCUCUACGUUUGCUGAACCAAUUUCUCGAAAAAGACCGAAUUCAGUUGAACCAACCGGAGAUCAUAUGAAGAAACUAGCAGCAAUUGAAGGACCAAUUUCAGAAGAUAUAAAUGAUAGUGAGGUAGGUGAACCAACAGAAUAAAUAAAAGUAAGACUAUAAAGAA